Messenger RNA from Xiphophorus couchianus (Monterrey platyfish), 1323 nucleotides. RefSeq lists its product as uncharacterized. Bases 145 to 1137 code for a protein of 330 amino acids. NCBI's taxonomy places the organism in Eukaryota, Metazoa, Chordata, Actinopteri, Cyprinodontiformes, Poeciliidae. The transcript is spliced from 5 exons. The record is from RefSeq and is a predicted model, not a curated record.
AAACUUAGAGGCUGUUGACUUUUGAAGCAGGAAGUGAAAUUAAACAAGCUGACGUUCAGCUCUGAGAAGCUGCAGGCGGAGAUUAUUUAUUCUCACCGAUUGCAGUUUUCCCUGCAGACGUCGGCAGAUCGGCUGAGUGUGAAGAUGAAGCUGCUAUUCUUCUUGAUGGUGACGCUGAUGACCUUUACUGAAAGGUCACUGCAUGCUUGGCCAGACCCCACCAGAGGUGGUUCUGGAGUCAAUCUGAGCGGGAAGAUGUUCACUUUGUCCGGUUAUUACGGAAGAUUGGUCUUCUAUUCACCUUACCAGCUGUCCCCCUGGGCUACUACUACAUCAUACCAAACCAGAGGUUACACCGACUCUGCCUCCACACCCAGCUACACCCAAACUAACACAGGCGCAACUGAAAUGUCAACCCCUAACACGAAAAUCAACACCCAUAGACCUACAACUGGACCUUAUCAACCUACCACCAGCUCUACCACUCGGUACCCAUGGUCCACAGCUCCUUCCACUAGAGGUGUCUCAGUGUGCUUGCGGUACAUCACAGACUCUCAGAGUGGCUCCAUCUUCACCCUCAGCCCAUCCAGCCAGUAUCUGAGGCUGGAGAUUGGUAGACCACAAUCAUACGCACUGACCUUCAACAAUUACAACAGAGUUUACCUGCAACCUUACUUAAAACUCUGGCCUGGUCUGACGCCCAACAUGUGGACCAGCAUCUGCUUCACUGUGGACAACACGAAGGGUGUAGUCCAGAUGUUCAGAGACUCAGACAUGAGCAGCAGGAAGCUGCUGAAUAACCAGUACGUGUGGUCAGGUGAGCGUGUGAUGGAUUUUUCAAACUUUGAAGGUCAGAUCACUGAUGUCCAGGUGUGGGAUUAUCCUCUCCGUUAUCAAGAAGUCUUCUACUACAUGAGCAGCGGUGGCUACGGGUCCUACCAAGGUUCUGUACUCAGCUGGUCCUACAUCAGCUACUCUCAGACAGGCAGGACGCUGCUGGAGGACGGCUAUGAGCUGCAGAUGAGAAAACCAAACCGGAAGUGGGAACGAAGAAAUCACCUGAAGGGAGAAUUCAAGCCCAGAAAGGUUCUCCUCUUUGAGGAGCGUAAAAGAGAGCAAUGGAAGAAAGAGAUGUAAUGUUCAAUGAAAUCAUAUUUCACCUUUUUGACCUUCUAUCUGAACAUAUAAUUAACAUGAAGAUUAAUCAAUUAACAUUUGCACUGAUCAAAAAUAUUCCCAAAAUCACAUUAUGGUUUUAAUAGUUUAUUUUCCUACUUUUGUAAUUCAUUUUAACUUUCAACUACAAUAAAGUGAUUUCUAAUU